Vitis vinifera (wine grape) is the source of this 1508-nucleotide messenger RNA. Its product is annotated as N-carbamoylputrescine amidase. Gene Ontology annotation, molecular function: N-carbamoylputrescine amidase activity. The record is from RefSeq and is a predicted model, not a curated record. The coding region runs from base 372 to 1307 and encodes 311 amino acids. The transcript is spliced from 9 exons. Lineage: Eukaryota; Viridiplantae; Streptophyta; Magnoliopsida; Vitales; Vitaceae.
GAGUGAGAAACAAUGCUCACCAAGAGGGAUGAGGACUAAGAGGAAAUUAUGGUAAGCAAGAAUCAAUCGGAAAUGAAAACCAUAGGAAUGACAAGAUUAAAACGAGAGGAAUGAAAAAAUAUAUGAAAUUCUAGUGGUAUUUUGUAGAAUUUCAGUAACAGAGUAAUCAUUAAUUUCUUUCCCAAUAAUUAAUAACAUAAUUGAAGAUAGAGACGACAGCAAAAUUGAAAAUUCUGAAAGACACUAACAAAUAAUAAUUAAUGAGAGACAGAUUGUCCAUUAAGUCAUAGAUAUUGAAAUUUACAUCAUUACAUGGUGAAUGGUCGGUCCGAAACCGAACCGAUUAAAAGGGUUCAGUUUUGGAUGCAAGAAUGGCGGCUGUGGGUAGAGAAGUAGAGAAGAGGGAAGGGAGAAUGGAGGGAAACAGAGUAGUGGUGGUUUCAGCUCUGCAAUUCGCCUGCACCGACGACGUCCCCACUAACCUCAAUACCGCUGAAAGGUUGGUGAGAGAUGCUCACAGGAAGGGUGCAAAUAUUAUUCUUAUUCAGGAACUAUUUGAAGGAUAUUACUUCUGUCAAGCACAGAGGGAGGAUUUCUUUCAGCGAGCUAAGCCUUACAAGGGUCAUCCUACAAUUCUGAGGAUGCAAAAACUUGCAAAAGAGUUGGGAGUAGUGAUACCAGUUAGCUUCUUUGAAGAGGCAAACAAUGCUCAUUACAAUUCAAUUGCCAUAGUUGAUGCUGAUGGCACUGAUCUUGGAAUCUACAGAAAGUCCCAUAUCCCAGAUGGACCAGGCUACCAGGAAAAGUUUUACUUCAAUCCAGGCGACACUGGCUUUAAGGUUUUUGAAACUAAGUUUGCAAAAAUUGGAGUUGCAAUAUGCUGGGAUCAGUGGUUUCCAGAGGCAGCUCGAGCUAUGGUUCUUCAAGGUGCAGAGAUUCUUUUGUACCCUACUGCUAUUGGGUCUGAACCUCAAGAUACCGGACUUGAUUCUUGUGAUCACUGGAAGCGAGUGAUGCAAGGGCAUGCUGGGGCUAAUUUGGUACCUCUAGUAGCUUCAAACCGCAUUGGGAAGGAAAUAAUCCAGACAGAGCAUGGAAAUACUGAAAUCACAUUCUAUGGAAACUCUUUUAUAGCAGGACCCACUGGAGAAAUUGUCGCAGCUGCUGAUGAUAAAGAGGAAGCUGUUGUUGUAGCACAAUUUGAUCUGGAUAAAAUCAAAUCCAAGAGAUAUAGUUGGGGGAUAUUUAGGGAUCGACGCCCAGACCUAUAUAAGGUGCUUCUGACAUUAGAUGGCAGCAAACCCUGACUAUGUUUAGUAUCCCUUUUCCAAUAAUACCUUGUUGUAGAGGUAAUAAAGAAAAUUGUUUAACCAUUAUACCUCACUGUAGAGGUAACAAAGAAAAUUAUUUAACCAUCAUAUUGUUUUUCAAGAAAAAAAGAGUUAAAAACAUGAUUGAACAUAGAUGCUUUUCAUAAAUAUUUCAGAAUAAAAAUGAUUAUGUAAAAA